Molecule: messenger RNA, 2672 nt
Organism: Myripristis murdjan (pinecone soldierfish)
Lineage: Eukaryota; Metazoa; Chordata; Actinopteri; Holocentriformes; Holocentridae
Product: acidic amino acid decarboxylase GADL1-like
Exons: 15
Coding region: 45-1622 (525 amino acids)
Biological process (GO): carboxylic acid metabolic process
Cellular component (GO): cytoplasm
Molecular function (GO): pyridoxal phosphate binding; carboxy-lyase activity
Source: RefSeq, a predicted model, not a curated record
GAGCACUGAACCGAGACAAAACACAGCAACAGCAAAGCGAAGAAAUGGCACCACCCAUGGGCGGACAAGAGGAAAGUCACAUGGAGAGCCACAGCCCUGUGGCAGACCCUGGACAUGUAGUAAAGUCUUCUCCAGUCAUGAUAGAUGGGGUUGCCCUGAACGGCCCCACUCUAGAUGUGAGUGCUGCAGAGGGCUUUAUCCAACAAUCCAUGGCCAUCAUCAUGGAGGACGCCGUGAGAAAGGCCACCAAUGUUAGAGAAAAGGUGUGUGAGUGGCGCUCCCCAGAGCAGCUGAAGGAACUGCUUGACCUGGAGCUGAAAGACGGAGGCGAGGCUCAGUCCAAGAUCCUGCAGCGCUGCCGAGAUGCCAUCCGAUACAGCGUCAAGACCACCCAUCCUCGUUUCUUCAACCAGCUGUACGCGGGGAUGGAGCCCUAUUCCAUGGUGGGAAGCUUCAUCAUUGAGGCCAUCAAACCCAGUCUGUACACAUAUGAGGUGGCUCCAGUUUUCACCUUGAUGGAGGAAGCUGUUCUGAAGAAGAUGAUGGAGUUCCUCGGCUGGGAGGAAGGAGGAGACGGAAUAUUCAAUCCAGGCGGCUCAGUGUCCAAUAUGUACGCCAUGAACGUGGCCAGGUUCCACCACUGCCCUGACAUUAAAGAGCUAGGACUCUCUGCCGUCCCACGACUGGUCAUGUUCACAUCACAGGAGUGCCAUUACUCUAUUUCCAAAGCAGCAGCUUUUCUGGGCAUUGGCACUAAGAACGUCUACGUGGUACCAUCUGACAAGAGAGGGAAAAUGAUUCCUGCAGCACUGGAGGAGCAAAUAAAGAAAGCGAAAAAUGAGGGUGCAGAGCCCUUCAUGGUGAAUGCCACAGCUGGGACCACAGUACUGGGGGCCUUCGACCCCAUAGAGGAAAUUGCAGACAUCUGUGAGAAAUACAACCUAUGGCUCCAUGUGGACGCGUGCUGGGGAGGAGCAGCUCUUCUGUCUAAGAAGCACAGACACUUGUUAAAGGGCAUUCACAGGGCCAACUCAGUGGCUUGGAAUCCCCACAAGAUGCUGAUGGCGUGUCUGCAGUGCUGUGCUUUCAUGGUCAGAGACAAAACGGGUCUCCUGCAGCGCUGUCACUCCGCCCGGGCCUCCUACCUCUUCCAGCAAGAUAAGUUCUACGACGUCAGCUACGACACAGGAGACAAGUCCAUCCAGUGCAGUCGCAAGCCGGAUGCCUUCAAGUUCUGGCUGAUGUGGAAGGCCUUGGGAACCAGUGAGCUGGAACGCAGAGUUGACAGAGCCUUUGCCAUGGCCAGGUAUCUUGCCCAGGAGAUCAAGAAAAGAGAAGGAUUCCGCCUCCUGAUGGAACCUGAAUAUGCAAACGUUUGCUUUUGGUACAUUCCACCAAGUCUGAGGAACAUGCCAGAAAGUCCUGAGUUCUGGCAAAAGCUUCACACUGUGGGGCCAGCAGUGAAAGAGCGCAUGAUGAAGAAGGGCAGCAUGAUGGUGAGUUACCAGCCUCACGGGGACAAGGUCAACUUCUUCAGAAUGAUCAUCAUCAGCCCUCAGGCCAGCAGAGAAGACAUGGACUUUGUCCUGGAUGAGAUAGACCGUCUGGGACAGGACCUCUAAUGAACUCAAAAGGGUGUGUGGGGGGGGGUUUACUUUUGGUGUCAAAAAUUCACCUCUGAAGAUCCUCUGUCCUCCUGUUCAUCUGUCAGCCGCAGAAGCCGAUACGGACAGCCAUGCUUUCCUCACUAAGUUGGAGUCUAAAGUGGAGAGAGGGUUUUUAUGUAGUUUAUUUUGGCUCUGAGGGAAUGCACUGAGGGAAUUGCUGGGUAAUCUGUUCAUAAGUCCUCCCAGCAUCCUAUCUGCCUGCUUUUUUCAGACUGCCUUUGAGUAGAUCUAGUUAGAGGACAAUAAGCUGUGUGCUGCCUCCCCAGAGUAUUAGCGCAUGGGGUAUCCCGACUCUUUUAAUAUGAGGGACCUCCAUUAAAAAAUACAGUAGAGCAGAGACCACAUUGUGAAGUGAUUUUUGUUGUUAGAAGUUAAAGGAAAAAAGAGCUUCCACACUCUAUGUGUUACACUUGCAAAGGGCUUUGUUAAAAAUGUUUCGGUCCACGGGACCUUCAUUGGGUAUCUGUUGUUAGAUAUUACCUGGGAUAGAAAUGAACAUCUGCCCUACUAUAGGUGUUGAGAUGACAGUGGGCAGAGUGAAACCUAUGAGAGAAGGUAUUAUAGGCUACAUUCUGUCUGCUAAUGUACAUUUAGAUAAUGAAAUAACACUGAAUUAAACCAUUCCAUAUUUUGGAUAUUUGGAGACCUCCUGAGAUUCCCUGUUGAAACUCUGGACGUCCCAGUUUUAGGAACCACUGUCUUAAAACUACUGUAAGAGUUAAGGAGACAAAAAUGCAACAGCUCGAGGAAAGAACAGGACAAUCCCAUAUUUUUUCACGUCUCCAGCCUAAAUUUUUUGACAAGCCUAUCAGGAAUAUUAAGACUACUGAAUGACUUUUAUUAAGGGGGUGCCUUGUAUUUUUAUACUUCAGGUGUUCUUCAGGGUUGACAUUUUUACAGUUUAUGGAAUUACUGUAUAAACUCUGUGCGACACAAAUCAAGUUUGCAGCAUGUUUUUUAUUUAUUUAUUUUGUAGAAUGGUCUUUUACCAUAUUUUCAUCUCCA